Molecule: messenger RNA, 396 nt
Organism: Haemorhous mexicanus (house finch)
Lineage: Eukaryota; Metazoa; Chordata; Aves; Passeriformes; Fringillidae
Product: battenin-like
Exons: 5
Coding region: 31-396 (121 amino acids)
Biological process (GO): regulation of intracellular pH; lysosome organization
Cellular component (GO): lysosome; membrane
Source: RefSeq, a predicted model, not a curated record
CCUUUAGGCUACGCCCACGAGUGUCCAAAUAUGGGAUCGCUUUGGAAAUGUCACGUGAUCGGCGUGUCACAUGACCAGCGCCCAACAUGGCGGACGAGGAACCGCUGCUGCAGCCGGCCGAAGACUCCGCCCCUCCCCCGCCCCCCCCCGACGUCCUCCUGGCGAAUCGGAGCCGCUUUUUGGAUUUUGGGGCUGUGUAACAACCUCCCCUACGUGGUGAUGCUCAGCGCCGCCCGCGACCUGCUGGAGCCACGCAAUGGGGAAGAGCGGCGGAAUCGGAGCCGGCACGACUGCGACCCUGUGGGGACGGGGGCCGUGCUAUUGGCCGACGUCGUCCCCGCCCUGGUGGUGAAGCUGCUGCUGCCCCUGGUGGGGCCUUACCUGCCCAACACGUGA